AUCGCAAGUGGUACGUACAAGGAAACACUGGUCGAGACGCUGUUAAAUCAGAGCGUACUGAUGCCCUUUAUUCCGUAACAGUAAGGUUUCAUAAACUUAGUGGGUUGUAUCUGUCGCUUGGAACAAAGUGUCGUUACCCUAAGUCAACUAAACAUGCUGUGUCACUGGGCUUGUGAAGUGUCUUUGCAGCUGUAAACGGGAAGUGUUUCCUCAGACUCUGAGGAUGAAGAUAGCUGUGCUGGGGGCCACUGGCCAGACGGGCCAAUACUUGGUGACCGAGGCCCUGCAGCAAGGACACGCUGUCACAGCCAUAGUCAGAAACCCAGGGAAACUCACAGUGCAUCAUGAGCAGUUAAAGGUUGUUGAGGGGGACAUUUUCUCAGAGGACAGCCUUAAGCAGCACUUUCAAGGACACGAUGCUGUUAUCUCAUGCCUCGGCUUCCCUCCGUCCGUCCUCUACGGUGUCACGGGCUACACCCUCUCCAUGAGGGCGAUGGUUAAAGCCAUGCGCGAGGCCAAAGUCAACCGCAUCAUAACCAUGACCUCGUGGUACACUGAGCCCGAAUCAGGCUUGCGGGCAUCUUACCUCAUCCGCUUCCUCCUGCUGCCAAUGAUCCGGAGUGUUCUCAGUAACAUGUUUGAGAUGGAGCACUACCUGAAGAAGACAGAGGAGGUCAACUGGACUGUGGUUCGACCCCCUGGGCUUAAGAAUCUACCUGCCACAGCCAAAGAGUUCCUAACCCACGAGGGGUACUUUGUCCCUGACUCCAAUGGACUACCCGUAGGAACUGCUGUUGCCAGGGGUGAUGUUGCUCGCUUUAUGCUCUCACUGCUCAACAGUAAUGCCUGGUUCAAGAAGGGCGUUGCCAUAACAACUAAAUAAGCCAUCUUGUUCUGCCUUAAGAAGUAAAUGCACUAAAUUAUGUGUUCAAAUAUAGAUAUAUCAGAUUUAACUUGAAUGUGCUUUUGGCUUUGCCUUUGCCUUGUUUACUUUGUUCUUAACAUUUUGUGCUAUCCACUUGUAAUUAUUUGUGUUUAUGCUCAUUUUAAUAAAAAUAAAAUUUUAUAUUUUGUAUUUGCAGAACUAGCUCUACAA
Molecule: messenger RNA, 1096 nt
Organism: Hypomesus transpacificus
Lineage: Eukaryota; Metazoa; Chordata; Actinopteri; Osmeriformes; Osmeridae
Product: flavin reductase (NADPH)-like
Exons: 5
Coding region: 224-883 (219 amino acids)
Source: RefSeq, a predicted model, not a curated record